Colletotrichum spaethianum is the source of this 1089-nucleotide messenger RNA. RefSeq lists its product as uncharacterized. Gene Ontology annotation, cellular component: small-subunit processome; nucleolus. NCBI's taxonomy places the organism in Eukaryota, Fungi, Ascomycota, Sordariomycetes, Glomerellales, Glomerellaceae. Gene Ontology annotation, biological process: maturation of SSU-rRNA from tricistronic rRNA transcript (SSU-rRNA, 5.8S rRNA, LSU-rRNA). The coding region runs from base 1 to 1089 and encodes 362 amino acids. The record is from RefSeq and is a predicted model, not a curated record. The transcript has a single exon.
AUGGCGGCACCAAGCACUUUGCCAGCUCUGCUGGAUUCUUUGACGCAGUCAUUGACCACAUCACUGGACGCAGCGCCCAAAACUUCGAUUGCGCCUCCCGAGAACGGCAUUUCUCUACUCGACACCAAGAACGAACUUUUACUCUCUUACCUGCAAAACCUCGUCUUCUUGAUUCUUCUGAAGUUGCGCAACGCCAAGAAGCAGUCCAACGACGAUGAAGGCGCCAGCGAAACCACAGAGGCUGUCGUCAAGAAGCUCGUAGAGCUGAGACUCUACCUCGAGAAGGGUGUCCGCCCUCUCGAGGACAAGUUGCGGUACCAGAUUGAGAAGAUUCUUCGUGCCGCCGACGAUGCCGAACGCAACGCCCAGGCAGUCAAGGCAGCCAAGGGUGCAGGCUCUGACGAAUCUGGAUCCGACGACGAGUCCGGCAGCGACGAGGACGAAGACGAGGAGGAAGAGCUCAAGGCAGCCCACCUUCAAGCCCGACCAGAUGCCUUUGUACGACCAGCUGCCGCAUCUGCCGCAGUUGCCGCAGCUCAAAAGGACGGCGUUUACAAACCGCCGAGAAUCGCACCUACAGUUAUGCCCUCCGAGCGCCGCGAGAAGACCGACCGCCGGCCACUCAAGUCUGCCACCAUGGACGAGUUCAUCGAGCACGAGAUGUCGACUGCACCCAUCGCGGAGCCCAGUAUCGGUACAACCAUUGUCAACGGUGGUCGCAGGAUGAAGACUGCCGCAGACCGCAAGACGGAAGACGAGCGGCGCGAAUACGAAGAAACCAACUUUGUCCGUCUCCCCACACAGAGCAAGAAGGCCAAGGCACAGGAGGCCGCCAAGACUGGCCGCAGCAGCCGCAUGCAAUUUGGCGGAGAGGAGUGGAGAGAUUUGGGCGAAGGCGUCGACCGCAUCAACAGACUCACCUCGCGCAAGAGUGGCGGAGGCACCCGCGAUCUGCUCGACAAGAGCCGGAAGCGUGGCAGAGAGACAACCGACGGACCCCGGGGCAGUGGCCAGAUGGAGAUGGGCGAGAGAUUCCAGAAGAAGGCCAAGAUGUUGGAGGCGGGCAGACGCGACAGAGGCAAGCGAUAG